Molecule: messenger RNA, 3899 nt
Organism: Echinops telfairi (small Madagascar hedgehog)
Lineage: Eukaryota; Metazoa; Chordata; Mammalia; Afrosoricida; Tenrecidae
Gene: DYNC1LI2
Product: dynein cytoplasmic 1 light intermediate chain 2
Exons: 9
Coding region: 1-1296 (431 amino acids)
Biological process (GO): microtubule-based movement; microtubule cytoskeleton organization
Cellular component (GO): centrosome; cytoplasmic dynein complex
Molecular function (GO): dynein heavy chain binding
Source: RefSeq, a predicted model, not a curated record
AUGCAAAUGUCGGGACGACUCCUCUUUACCCUGAGCAAACAGUACACACCUGUCUCCCUGCAAAAAUCGUUUGUAGGUGAAGAUGGUUCCGGCAAAACAACCCUUAUGACGAAACUACAAGGAGCUGAGCAUGGCAAGAAAGGAAGAGGCCUAGAGUACCUCUACCUCAGUGUUCACGACGAGGACCGAGAUGAUCACACGCGCUGCAACGUGUGGAUUCUGGACGGAGACCUGUACCACAAAGGCCUGCUCAAGUUCGCCAUUUCAGCCGAGGCCUUGCCAGAGACCCUGGUCAUUUUUGUGGCAGACAUGUCUCGGCCUUGGACUGUGUUGGAAUCACUACAGAAAUGGGCUAGUGUUUUACGAGAACACAUUGAUAAAAUGAAAAUCCCACCCGAAGACAUGAGGGAACUGGAGCGGAAGUUUAUGAAAGAUUUCCAAGACUAUGUUGAGCCUGAAGAAGGUUGUCAAGGUUCCCCACAGAGAAGAGGGCCUCUGGCCUCGGGCCCGGAUGAAGAAAACGUUGCCCUGCCUCUGGGCGACAGCAUGCUGACGCAUAACCUGGGGAUCCCAGUGCUGGUGGUGUGCACGAAGUGCGACGCGGUGAGUGCCCUGGAGAAGGAGCACGACUAUCGGGACGAGCACUUUGACUUCAUCCAGUCACACCUCCGGAGGUUCUGCCUCCAGUAUGGAGCUGCCUUGAUUUACACGUCGGUGAAGGAAGAGAAAAACCUCGACUUGUUGUAUAAGUACAUUGUUCAUAAAACCUACGGCUUCCACUUCACCACCCCGGCCUUGGUUGUGGAGAAGGAUGCCGUCUUUAUGUGCCCCCUAGUGGAACCCAUGGAAGUGAGUUUUUUCCAGCCCCGCCGUGCACUCUGCCGGCCUUGGGUAAUGGCCAGUGUGUCCCUCUUGUUGCAGUCACUCCUUGCCAAGCAGCCAGCCACGCCCACGAGAGCCUCCGAAUCUCCUGCGAGAGGACCCUCUGGCUCUCCACGGACCCAGGGCCGGGGCGGGCCAGCCACCGUGCCCAGCGCCUCCCCAGGCACGUCAGUAAAGAAGCCAGACCCAAACAUCAAAAAUAACGCGGCAAGCGAAGGGGUGUUGGCCAGUUUCUUCAACAGUCUGCUGAGUAAGAAGACAGGCUCCCCUGGAAGUCCUGGUGCUGGUGGUGUGCAGAGCACAGCCAAGAAGUCAGGACAGAAAACUGUGUUGACAAACGUUCAGGAAGAACUGGAUAGAAUGACCCGUAAACCAGACUCCACGCUAACAAAUACAACGGAAAAUGAAGCCUGAGCCUCCGGACAAAGUGCAUCUGUAAAACGACCAAAUAACUCUGUAUAUUGAUCUGCUAAGACCGGGAUUUCCUGAUACGGCACAUGCUAUCAGUUUUGGGGGGCAGGGGAGAUAACUUAAAAAAAUACUUCAUUGGCUUGUCCGAGUGUAAGGUGCCCGUUUAGGAAGGCUGUGUGUCAGACCCCUUUGCUAAGGAUGACCCUUGGACUCUCCGGCCGGUGCCUGUGGAGGCAGCGCGGGGCUGUGUGGGGGAAGAAGAAAGGCCCGUUCUAUGGCGGGAAGCGGAUGAGACCAAGGUGGUCAUUGCUCAGAUGGCAUUAGACUGACCGAGGGCUGUUAGCAAACCCACUUGUUCUUGGGAAGCAGAUGAAGUGGCAGAAGGCCCAGGUUUAGAGAGGAGGACUGGAGGGAGGAGGGCGGCGAGCGUGCCAGGGAGGAGGCGGCGAGCAGUGUUAGUCGAGACUGUGUUCAGUAGAAGUCAAGAAUCAUGGUUCCAGAUUUAAAUUUAGAAGCCUUUCCAAACUAAACACGAAGCCAAAUGGGAAUUAGAUGUCUUCUGAAUGCCUCUUCAGCUUCUGAGGGAUGUGGGAAGUGCGGGGCGCCUGUGUCAGGCGGGGCAGUGGCAGCAGGUUGGCAGAACCCACAAGCUUGAUCCAGGCCAGGGCCCCAAGGAGGUGCUGGGGCUCCCUACGUGGGCAUUGCAGGCAGGCGCCCGGUGGGCGGGCUGGUGAAAGACAGCCAUGGCCAAGCUGGUUUGCUUUGAACUGUGUUCUGAGUAGCACCUGGUUUUGUAUGUGCCAUCCUCACCACCACAGGCGGCCUGGCCCGUGUCACCGGAACGCCUCGUGCCAUGGCACGUCUGCUCGAGGUCGGCGCUGCAAAUGCACUCUGGUGAUUGGCUUGCACCAAUCCCUGCCUUACAGUCCGUGGACACCUUUGAGGAUGUCCACUGAUGCAGAAGGGUCUUGUUUCCUGGCCCCCCACCCCACCCAGCCCCAAUCUGAUCAGCGCUCUCAGAGGGACAGAGCCGUGUGUGUGUUUUAUGUGGGAAAGGGAAGUGAUGCGGUUCUCUGGUUUUGUGCUUUUCAUAAAAUGUAACAUUGUUUUCUUAUGGAGAGAAGAGCUCCCAGUGUCUCCCCAUUUCCUGCAGAAUCACGCACAACCUCAUGUCUCACUGCCAUUCUGGAAAUGACCUUUGUGGAGUUGAAAUGACACUUUUCAUUUUAUACCUGCCACAGCGUUUAACUGCAAACACUACCAUGAAUUUAACGUGCAAAGCGUGUGUUGUCAAACCAAGGGAAAAGCCACACUCAUUCAUGUGGAGUUUACUUUUGUACGUGACUGUUUUUGUACUCUGUCUGCACAUAACACCCCAGAGGCCGUUUCUUCUCCUGGCCGGCUCUGAGUGACCACUAAUGUAGUUGGGCAGGACUCACGCCUGUAGUCCCCAUAGGAAGACUCCAAGACUUGUCUUGAGUUGCUUUUUAGUGAAGGUCUGAACACUGUUAGAAAGCUGAGCAUGUACUUGCCUUUCUGACAGACUCACAAACAAAAACUUGUUUCUUGUGCCAGUUGUAUUGUUGAAAACACGCAUUGUUUUUCUUUUCUAUAAUUCAGUUUUUAAAAACAAUUUUUUUUUUUACCAUGGUUCCCAGUUAGCAGGCUGUGCGGUGAGGACAGACAGUGAGGUGACUGAGUGGAGGCUGUGGUGGGCCACCCCGACGCAGACAGCCGGGCCAGGGGCAAGCAUGACCUGCAUGGCCUCUGAAGUGGCUGCGGAGGUGGACCCAGAGCAGUUGCGCCGUUUUAACACAAGAUGGCACCUUUCGUGUUUAUCAUUCGAACUUGGCACUGUUUCCUUGGUAGAUAUAAAAUGUACGCCAACCUCUGAAACGCUAAGACCUCCUGGGAAGUGGCUGCUCCUCGGCCACGGGGUCACGUGGUCAGUGACUGCCAAAGUGUACCAGCUCCAGGGAACGCAGGGUUCUUUUGGAGGGUGGCGGGGUGCUGUUUUGUUUUGUUGUUGUUCAUUUGGGGGUGUUCCACUUUUGGAACCAAAGGCCACACAACAAGCCACCUUUCCUUCCAAAGUAAGAGUCCUUUUGUUCAUGGGCUGCACCUGAGUGCUUGACUGUCGGAGGCACUGUGAUGACUAUAUAUGUACGAUCGUGGGCUCACCUGCUCUUUUGUCUCGAAUGUGGAAAUUAUCAGAAGGAGAAACUCCACCUUGAAGGGGGCUGCGGUCCGGGCCUCGUGCUGGUCCGCCCUGAAACCUGCUCCAGGCAACGUGCUGCUGGACCGUUUUGUUUUAUUUGCACUUUUUCUUUUUUUAACUCUUGGGAUUGGUAUUUAAACUGAGGGCAUUGCCAGGUGUCCUGGAGUGGACCGAGUGGACCGUGGCUGCUCUGUGCAUCUGGACCUCGGCAGUGUUGCUGCCGGCCACACUCUCAAAGCCCCGUGGUGCUUCGCCAUCCCCAGAGAGAGGGGAAGAGGGGUGGCCCUGCUCGGGUGCAUAUGCAGUACUGUUGAACCUUGCUUCUAGCGCUGAACAAAAGAUGUCCCUAAUGACCGACCGGCUUCAAUAAACUCGAAUCCAGACCGCU